This is a messenger RNA of Sparassis crispa, 2529 nucleotides long. RefSeq names its product Elongation factor 2. The record is from RefSeq and is a predicted model, not a curated record. Gene Ontology annotation, biological process: translational elongation. The coding region runs from base 1 to 2529 and encodes 842 amino acids. Gene Ontology annotation, cellular component: cytosol; ribonucleoprotein complex. The transcript is spliced from 10 exons. NCBI's taxonomy places the organism in Eukaryota, Fungi, Basidiomycota, Agaricomycetes, Polyporales, Sparassidaceae. Gene Ontology annotation, molecular function: GTPase activity; ribosome binding; GTP binding.
AUGGUCAAUUUCACUGUCGAUCAGGUCCGCCAGCUUAUGGACCGGCCCACAAACAUCCGUAACAUGAGUGUCAUCGCUCAUGUCGACCACGGAAAGUCCACCCUAACGGAUUCUCUUGUUUCUAAGGCUGGUAUUAUCGCCAGCUCGAAAGCUGGCGAAACGAGGUUCACGGACACGCGGGAAGACGAAAAGGAGCGUGGUAUCACCAUCAAGUCCACCGCCAUCUCCAUGUACUUCGAGAUGGACAAGGAGGAAGUGGAUGCUAUUAAGCAGAAGACCAUAGGCAACGAGUUCUUGAUCAACUUGAUCGAUUCUCCAGGACACGUCGAUUUCUCAUCGGAAGUCACUGCUGCUCUCCGUGUCACCGACGGUGCUCUCGUCGUCGUAGACUGCGUUGAGGGUGUCUGCGUGCAGACAGAAACUGUUCUGCGACAAGCCUUGACCGAGCGGAUCAAGCCUGUUGUCGUCAUCAACAAGGUCGACCGUGCGCUCCUCGAGCUGCAAGUUGACAAGGAGGGGCUUUACCAGUCCUUCCGUCGCACCAUCGAAAACGUUAACGUCGUCAUAUCUACCUACAACGACGAGGCUCUCGGUGAUGUCCAGGUCUACCCUGAAAAGGGUACCGUUGCGUUCGGUUCAGGUCUUCAUGGAUGGGGUUUCACUCUCCGUCAGUUUGCCGGCCGCUACUCGAAAAAGUUCGGCGUUGACAAGGAGAAGAUGAUGGCCAAGCUCUGGGGUGACAACUACUUCAACCCCCAUACCCGCAAGUGGACCACCAAGAACACUGAUGCGGACGGUAAAACCCUCGAGCGUGCGUUCAACCAGUUCGUCCUCGACCCCAUCUUCAAGAUCUUCGAUGCUGUCAUGAACUUCAAGAAGGACACUAUUCCAACCCUUCUUGAGAAGCUUGAUAUCAAGCUCGCUCAGGACGAGCGUGAUCUUGAGGGCAAAGCGCUCCUGAAGGUCGUUAUGCGCAAGUUCCUGCCCGCUGGCGACUCACUCCUGGAGAUGAUUGUCAUCAACCUCCCCUCUCCCGCAACCGCACAGCGCUACCGUGUUGAGACUCUGUACGAGGGUCCCAUGGACGACGAGUCUGCCAUUGGUAUUCGUGACUGUGACCCGAAGGGUCCUCUCGUCCUUUACGUCUCCAAGAUGGUGCCGACCUCUGAUAAGGGACGUUUCUACGCCUUCGGUCGUGUCUUCUCCGGUACCGUCCGUGCUGGCCCCAAGAUCCGAAUUCAGGGUCCGAGCUACGUCCCGGGCAAGAAGGAGGACUUGUUCGUGAAGUCAGUACAGCGUACUGUGCUCAUGAUGGGUCGUUACGUAGAGCCCAUCGAGGAUUGCCCGGCUGGUAACAUCGUCGGUCUCGUCGGUAUCGACCAGUUCUUGCUCAAGAGCGGAACGCUCACUACGUCCGAGACUGCGCACAACAUGAAGGUCAUGAAGUUCUCCGUGUCUCCUGUUGUACAGGUCGCCGUUGAGGUCAAGAAUGCUGCAGAUCUCCCCAAGCUUGUAGAAGGACUCAAGCGUUUGUCCAAGUCGGAUCCUUGCGUCCAGACAUGGAUGUCCGACAAUGGUGAGCACAUCGUCGCAGGUGCUGGUGAACUCCACCUGGAGAUUUGCUUGAAGGAUCUGCAAGAGGAUCACGCUGGUGUGCCACUGAAGGUUUCCGACCCUGUCGUCCCUUACCGUGAGACAGUCAAGGCUGAGUCCUCAAUUGUUGCUCUCUCGAAGUCGCAGAACAAGCACAAUCGUCUCUAUGUCAAGGCGCUGCCCUUCGAGGAGGAGCUCUCGCAGGCGAUUGAGAGCGGCAAGAUCAACGCGCGUGACGAUUUCAAGGUCCGUGCACGUGUCCUCGCCGACGAGUACGGUUGGGACGUCACCGAUGCCCGCAAGAUUUGGUGUUUCGGUCCUGAGACGACUGGCCCCAACUUGCUCGUCGAUGUCACCAAGGGUGUGCAGUACUUGAACGAAAUCAAGGAUUCUUGUGUUGCUGCCUUCCAGUGGGCGACAAAGGAGGGUGUGUGCGCAGAGGAGAACAUGCGUGGUGUUCGGUUUAACAUUCUUGAUGUUACGCUUCACACUGAUGCCAUCCACCGUGGUGGAGGACAAAUCAUCCCCACGUGUCGUCGUGUCUGCUACGCCGCGUGUUUACUCGCCACCCCCGGUCUCGAAGAACCCGUCUACCUUGUUGAGAUCCAGUGCCCUGAGAACGCCAUAGGCGGUAUCUACAGUGUGCUCAACAGGCGUCGUGGCCAGGUGUUCAGCGAGGAGCAGAGGGUCGGCACACCGAUGUUCACGGUCAAGGCUUAUUUGCCCGUUAUGGAGUCCUUCGGCUUCAACGGUGAGCUGCGCUCGCAGACGGGCGGACAGGCCUUCCCCCAGUCCGUGUUCGACCACUGGGAGUUGAUGAACGGCUCUCCUCUCGACAAGGGCAGCAAGAUCGAAGAGGUCGUCCGCAAUAUCCGUAUACGCAAGGGUCUCAAGCCCGACAUUCCUUCAUUGGAUACCUACUACGACAAGCUCUAA